Messenger RNA from Arctia plantaginis, 492 nucleotides. Lineage: Eukaryota; Metazoa; Arthropoda; Insecta; Lepidoptera; Erebidae. The record is from the annotation of a GenBank genome assembly.
AUGAUCAAUUGGGGUUUAAUUGGUGCUAUUUUAACACCUAAUGUUGGUGGUUGGCUCAGCGCACUUUCUAUGUCAGGGCAAGUCAGACGGCCUGAUGGAAAAGCUUGGUAUCAACUGUUGAAUAAACCUCCUUGGACGCCUCCUGACUGGGUGUUUGGACCUGCUUGGAUUGUGCUUUAUUGCAGUAUGGGUUUUGCCUCUUAUAGGGUGUAUCAGGAGUGUGGUGGAUUCACAGAUGAAUCUGUGUACCCUUUGGCGUUGUACGGUGGGCAACUAGUAUUGAAUUGGGGUUGGACACCAGUCUUCUUUGGACUACAUAGGGUUGGAUUUGCCUUAUUGCACAUGUUGGCGCUGGACGUCACAGCCGUAGCCUGCACAGUCAGCUUUUAUCAGACAACGCCUGUAGCAGGAUACUUUAUGCUGCCAUACCUGGGAUGGUUAACCUUCGCAACGUGCUUGAACUACUCAAUAUGGAGACGAAAUAAGUUUUAA